GGAGGGAGGGCUACCGAGGAGGGUGUUUUCCUUUUCUCCCCCCCCCUUUUUUGGAUUGCUCUCUCUCCCUCUGUCGUCGCUUGUUGUGGCUGUUAAAUUUUAAACUGCCAUGCACUCCGCUUCCAGUAUGCUAGGAGUCGUGAAAAUGGAAGGACACGAGCACACGGAGUGGAGCAACUACUACGGCGAGCCGGAGGGUUACUCCACCAUGAACGCGGGGCUGGGCAUGAACAGCUACAUGAGUAUGCCAGCCAUGGGCACGGCGGGCAAUAUGACGACGGUGGCGUCCGGCGGCUCCAUGGGCAUGUCUUACGCGGCCGGCCCGGCGGGCAUGAACCUCUCUCCGGGCGCGGGGGCCAUGGCCAGCAUGGCGGCGCACCUGAGCCCCAGCCUGAGCCCGCUGGGCGCGCAGGCCGGCUCGAUGGGGGGCGCGCUGGGCGCUUACUCGGCGCUGAGUCCUGUCGGGGCCGGCGGCAGCGGCGCGUACGGGCAAGCGGCGGGCCUGGGCCGCUCCCGCGACGCCAAGAGCUAUCGCCGGAGCUACACGCAUGCCAAGCCGCCUUACUCGUACAUCUCCCUCAUCACCAUGGCCAUCCAGCAGUCGCCCAACAAGAUGCUGACGCUGAGCGAGAUCUACCAGUGGAUCAUGGACCUGUUCCCUUUCUACCGGCAGAACCAGCAGCGCUGGCAGAACUCCAUACGCCACUCUCUCUCCUUCAACGACUGCUUCCUGAAGGUGCCGCGCUCGCCGGACAAGCCGGGCAAAGGCUCCUUCUGGACUCUGCACCCGGACUCGGGCAACAUGUUCGAGAACGGCUGCUACCUGCGGCGCCAGAAGCGCUUCAAGUGCGACAAGCCGCCGGGCUCCAAACAGCAGCAGCAGCAGCAGCAGAAUCAGGGCGGCUCGCCUGCCUCGUCGGGGGGAGCCCCGUCGCAAGGCAAGAAGGCGGCCUCGCAGGCGCCGCCGGAACGCGACCUGCCCAACGGGGCUCCGGAAUCGCCGCACCCCAGCGCCUCCCCUUGCCACGAGCACAAGCGCGCCCUGGCCGACCUGAAGGGCCACCCGGAGCCCGCCCCGUCGCCGGCGCAGCAGCAGCAGCAGCACCUGCUGGCGCAGCAUCACGCCCACGCGGGGCUCUCCCACGAGGCGCACCUCAAGGCGGAGCACCAUUACGCCUUCAACCACCCCUUCUCCAUCACCAACCUGAUGUCCUCCACAGAGCAGCAGCAGCAGCAGCACCCCCACCACCCGCACCACCCGCACCAGCACCACCCCCACCCGCACCACCCGCACCACCCGCACCACAAAAUGGACCUCAAAGCCUACGAGCAGGUGAUGCACUACAGCAGCUACGGCUCGCCGGUGCCCGGCAGCCUGGCCAUGGGCUCCGUCACGAACAAAAGCGCCCUGGAGGCCUCGCCCUUGGCCGGAGACGCCUCCUAUUACCAAGGGGUCUACUCCAGGCCCAUCAUGAACUCUUCCUAAAGGGCACCCCACCCUUCCGCUCUGCCCACCCCCUAAGCUCCAAUGCCCUCUUUCCUUCCCCAGGACAAACCCGAGACUUCUCUGGGCAGGAGGAGAUUUGAGAUACGAUGUAGACUUUGGAAAGAAUCCA
Molecule: messenger RNA, 1616 nt
Organism: Lacerta agilis (Sand lizard)
Lineage: Eukaryota; Metazoa; Chordata; Lepidosauria; Squamata; Lacertidae
Gene: FOXA2
Product: forkhead box A2
Exons: 2
Coding region: 110-1486 (458 amino acids)
Biological process (GO): cell differentiation; regulation of transcription by RNA polymerase II; anatomical structure morphogenesis
Molecular function (GO): DNA-binding transcription factor activity, RNA polymerase II-specific; protein domain specific binding; transcription factor binding
Source: RefSeq, a predicted model, not a curated record